UGGCAGUUGCUGGGAACAUCCAUAUGCCAUGGGUGUGACCCUAAAAAGACAAAAACGAAUAAAAAAAAAAUCAUAUGUUUGGCCUUUUGUUCCAUGCUGUCUGGUCUUACCAUCUUGAAAAGGAAAUAUGCUUCUGUGAUCAGCUUUAAUAGAAGAAGCCUUAUCCAUAGGUGUCAUAUCAUUUAUAUUUUCAGGCACUUCUGAGAGUGAAAGGGAAGGUAUAAAUAACUACGCUGGGACAACAGGGGUAAACUAGGACCUGGACUCCUUCUUAUUAUAGAAAAGGAGAAGAAAAGAACAGUGCAAUGUGAGAAAGCUUCAUACAUUAGCUAAGGAAGCACCCACAUUAUACUAGCCGGUUUCCUGGGUGGUAAAGAAGGUUUUGAAUUGUAGGCAUUUAGAGAGGGGGUGGCAAGAGGAGAGUGUGGUCAUAAAAAUAGAAGCAGGUAGUGAAGGCACAGUGUCAGCACCAAGCUUGAAGCCAGGAGUCUCUGGUACUCCUCGUCCUGGCCCUGGCUUGGUGACACAUUCCCGGGAGUUGAGGAUGGAGCCCGGCUGUGUAGCCUGCCAACAUCUUCGGGAAGCUUCCUGACACUGCUGGGUCCCCUCUUCUCUAGCUGCUCUGUCUGCUCCAGUCCCAGGAGGCCUACAGGCAGGAAUGGCAGUAAUGUUGGCAGGCAGAGGGUGGGAAGAAGCUGCUUGGUGAGAGUGGGGAGCAGGAGCUGGUAGGAAACAGCUCGGAGCAAAGGGAAUAGUAAGGAGUAGACCACUCGCCUACAUCCACUCCGUCUUGACCCCUAGUGGCUCCCUAUGCUCGCUUCCCACUUUUCCAUGAUUUAUUUGGAUGGCUUCUAAAUAUCACAUACUCUGUCGACAUUUCAUGAUCUUAUAUUGCACUUUAAACACACCUAAAGUUGACAUGGGAAAACUCUUAGGAACACAGAUAGGUCUUGAAGAUUUCAUAUUUGCCCAUGUGAAAGGGAUCAAAAAAGAAGUGAAUGUGUAUAAAUCUGAGGAUUCGCUUGGUCUCACUAUUACAGAUAAUGGUGCUGGCUAUGCUUUUAUAAAGAGAAUUAAAGAUGGCAGUGUAAUUGACUCUGUUAAAACGAUCUGUGUGGGGGACCACAUCGAAUCCAUCAAUGGAGAAAAUAUCGUUGGGUGGCGUCACUUUGAUGUUGCCAAGAAGUUAAAGGAAUUAAAAAAAGAGGAACUCUUUACCUUGAAGUUAAUAGAACCUAAAAAGGCCUUUGAAAUUGAGCCCAGAUCAAAAGCUGGAAAGUCAUCAACAGAAAAGAUUGGUACUGGAAGGGAGACGCUUCGCCUGAGAUCAAAAGGUCCUGCCACUGUGGAAGAAGUGCCCUCUGAAGCCAAAACAAAGGCAAUUGAAAAGAUUGAUGAUCUUCUUGAAUUGUACAUGGGAAUUCGAGAUAUCGACUUAGCUACCACAAUGUUUGAAGCUGGAAAGGACAAAGGUAAUCCAGAUGAAUUUGCGGUGGCACUUGAUGAAACUCUUGGAGACUUUGCGUUCCCAGAUGAAUUUGUUUUUGAUGUUUGGGGAGUCAUUGGUGAUGCCAAACGAGAAUGACCAUGAUGUGAAUCAUCGUCUCUGGAGGAAUGAACCGUGGUUCCUUAAAAAAAAACAGUAAGACCUGUUUUAGACACUGUUAUGGACUCUGGUUUGGUUUUCUGUGUAUGAAAUACAUGUUCGAAGUAUAAUUCUCAAUGUAACUUUGAUUUCUGGGCAUUAAUGCAGUUGCACAUGUAGUAUGCUUAAUAUAAAUUGCCUAAAAAGUGAUCGAUUUUAAUAUUCAUUCAAAAGCUUUUUUAAAGUUAGUUUUCAGGAAUAUUUCUAGGUAGGUUAUUAUUAUUAUUUUUGUUUUUUGCUUUUUUGGGGCCCCACCUGUGGCAUAUGGACGUUCCCAGGCUAGGGGUCGAACUGGAGCUGCAGCUGCUGGCCUAUACCACAGCCACAGCAAUGCAAGAUCCAAGCUAUAUCUUUGAUCUAUGCCACAGCUCAUGGCAACGCUGGAUCCUUAACCCACUGAGCAAGGCCAGGGAUCAAACCCUCCUCCUCAUGGAUAUCAGGUGGGUUAGUUACCACUGAGCCACAGCAGGAACUGCCUAGAUAGGUUAUUUUGUUCCCUGUUGACAGCCAUGUUUUGUUUUGCACAUAUAAGUAGUGGAUUGCAAUAGCUUUGUAGUUCUUUUGCAAAACCUUGACGCAGCGAAAACUAGGAUUGGAGUACAAUUUGCCUCAUAGCAUCUUCCUUUUGUUGUAGUAGCUUGAGCAGAAUAUUUCAGCAUAUGAAAUGUGAAUUAUGCCUACGAAAAAUAUUGUUUAGGAAUACCUUUUUUUUUUUUUUAAAAUCCUCUGAACCAAGGGAGGAAGAUUCCUAUAGCCUGUUGAUGUCUAUGGCCUGUUUUCUCUCUUUGCAAAACAAUGAUGAACUUAUUUUUCGCUUCUUUGUCAUUGCUUCUUUGCUUCUUCAAACUUGUUGUAAUCUAUUGUGUGGUAUAUGUGUUUGCACGUGUAGAAGAAGGUGAAAAAGAGGCAGAUAGGGUAGAAACCACUUAUAUUUGAUUGGUUAUUUUUUUAGCAGGUCUUACAACAGUGUUACUUUUCCAAUCAUAUUUCCUGUUGUGUUACCUUUUAUAAGCAUUCCAGGGAAGGUAUUUAUGGUCUUUGUAGAACUUUUUUUUUUUUUCAAAGAUGGUUGCUUGGAAAAUAACCAUGUUUGAGAACAUUUUGGGGGGUUAAAGAGCAAUGCUUUUAAGCCCCCUAAACAUGAGAGGAGAUGCUAUCAGAAAUAGAUUUCUCCCCAGUGAAAAUGAAGGAGGAAAGGAAAAAUGAGAAAAUAUAUUAGCCUAUUAUUUUAGAGUUCUAAUGCACUCUCUCUAAAACCUUCCAUUAUUGAGAAAAUUGAGGGUAAAUGCCUGUCUUAUCACUCUUCCUUGACAUCUUACAGAUGUAAGAGAAAUGGAAAUGAAUGGUUUCAACAUAGAUCAUUUAAUAAGGCAGAGCAUGGUGUGACCAAGCGUUCUUCUAAAGUGUUAGAUGGAAAAUGCUGUGUGCUGCCAUAGAAAUCAGAAAUAAUAACCUGGGAGGGCUGUAUUCUAGGAAAUCAGAAGUAGUUCUCUUUUCAUGCUGGGGUAAUGCUUAGGUAACGCUGUUGUUUUCUGGUGCAACUUCACUUUUACUGCCUUCCACUCCCUUUUGUACAGAAGUUUAAUGCCAUGAAGCUGAUAGUCUUUGCCUCAUUAAUCUGAAACGUGCACAGAAACUGCUUUAGUCCUUGAUGUGUAACAAAAGUAGUUGCAGAAUGUGCAUUGCCCUUGCCCAUCAUUUGGAAAUAGGAUCCAGCCCAGGCUGUAGGCAUUUGUUGCCGCUUGUUUAGUGAAUUUCUUUCCGCAGUCCCCAAAUACCUAUUAUUUUCUUCAUACCGCUUUUCAUAGAAGGACCUAGGUAAAAAGAGCUGAUAUUUUUAGGGAUGGGAAAGUUAUUGGAUGCCCACAGAAACAUUUCAGUUUAAACAAAAAAAUAAAUCUCGGAGUUCCCGUGGUGGCGUAGUGGUUAACGAAUCCGACUAGGAACCAUGAGGUUGCGGGUUCGGUCCCUGCCCUUGCUCAGUGGGUUAACGAUCCGGCGUUGCCGUGAGCUGUGGUGUGGGUCGCAGACGCGGUUCGGAUCCCGCGUUGCUGUGGCUCUGGUGUAGGCCGGAGACUACAGCUCCAAUUCGACCCCUAGCCUGGGAACCUACAUAUGCUGCGGGAGCGGCCCAAGAAAUAGCAAAAAGACAAAAAACAAACAAACAACAACAACAACAACAAAAAUCUCUUGGCACCAGAUGGCUAGAUUUGAAAUGGCAGAUCGUUUGUUAUUGAUGGCUGUCCGGUUGCCCUUCCCUUUGGGCACAUGUGACACUUGGUGCAGAUUCUGUGUGAUUUGUGGAAUCUCAUAUUCACAAAGUGGUGUGCUCAUCAUGAUCUUUCUAGGUUUUUGAUGUGUAAGGUACCCAUGGCCAUGUACAGCUGCAAUGACAACUUGCUUAUUAGCAUUAAAAGAGCAUUAUCCUGAAGGCACCUUGUCACCCGGGCACCGGUGCUUUAAUACUAAUGGUUUUUCCCCCUUGAAAUGCCUCUCUCUCACCUCUACUGCUCAACUGAUUACGAGGUCAGUUUCUUUACCUCAUUUUGUUCCCUUACCUGAAAAUACAUCUCUUUGCAAACUUGGUGCCUUUUUGGUAAAAUUCUCAGUGCAUGAAAGGAUGCAGGGCUUCUUUCUAGUUGUCACAGGUGGAGGCUGCCCUUCUGCUGGAACAAUGAGACAAAGUCAUUUUUUUUUAAAACAUGCCAUUUCACUGGCCCCAUUAAAUGUUUUUGAAAAGCCUUUGUUGUUUCUCUGGUUCUCUAAGAACUUACGCUCACCUCCCCCAAUGGAGGAGGAUUGUUUUAUUCUUUUAAAAUUUUGAUCAUUUUCUUCUUCAUUUCCUUUCAUGCAAAAUAGCAUCUUUCAGUGGCCACUAAGAGGACACGCCGUUUUCUUUUCUUCCGUUUUUUUUUGUCUUUUUAGGGCCACACGCAGGGCAUAUGGAGGUUCCCAGGCCUAGGGGUCGAAUCGAAGCUAUAGCUGCUGGCCUACACCACAGCCACAGCAAUGCACAUUUUUUUUGUGUGUGUGAAGAGAAGGCAAAGGAUGAAUGAAUGUUGGGUUCAAUGGGAUUUUGAGCAUAGUUUGGCUCUGAUCAGGUCUACACAUUUUGAUGACCACAGAUGCAUCCAUUGUGAGUUUUUGUGAUGUUUCAAAAAUAUAUAAUUAUAUGAUGUGAAACUCUUUAAGAAUUCAAUUAUGAAAGCUGUAAUUAGUUAACCUCUGUUUGGGGCUGCUAUAGCCAAUAUUAUAAUGUGACCGAUAAAUAGCUAAAUAGAGAUAAUUUAAUUUUUCCAAACGAUGUUUCAUUUGCAAUAUUUUCCCCCCAUACCUUUUACAAAUAGACAUUUUCUAGGUAAAGCAGAUUUUGCUUAGGCCCAUGUUAUUGCUAGGCCUCCGCCAAGUCCAGAGAGCGCCUUCUUGGAUCCAUCCCUUAUCGUUGCCUCCCUAACAAGUAGCAAAAUGGAUUUCAUUUGCAAACGGUGUUUUCGAGGAGUUCCCAUCUUGGCGCAGUGGUUAAUGAAUCCACCUAGGAACCAUGAGGUUGUGGGUUCGAUCCUUGGCCUUGCUCAGUGGGUUAUGGAUCCAGCGUUGCCAUGAGCUGUGGUGUAGGUCACAGAUGCGGCCUGGAUCCCGCAUUGCUGUGGCUCUGGUGUAGGCCGGUGGCUACAGCUCCGAUUCGACCCCUAGCCUGGGAACCUCCAUAUGCUGUGGGAAGCGGCCCUAGAAAAGGCAAAAAAAAACCCAAAAAACAAAAAAUGGUGUUUUCGAAAUAAUGGUUCUUCUAAAUAGAGCAGAUUAAUCCAUCAAAGAUGUAAAAGAGUGAUCUUAUGAUUAUCCUUUCACUCUGUGAUCCAUCUCAAAAUAUACAGAUGCUGUGGUUCUGGUGGAAGUGAUAGGUUAAAAGGAUAGUUGAGUGUUUUAUCCAAACUGUUGAGUGAUUAAAGAGAUAGGAGAUGCUACUCAACUCACAGACCCAAGUAUUAUUUCUCUGUGUAAAAUGCAUGUAUUGGGCUGUGGGAAGGAAAUCCUGUGAAAUCGGAUUGUUAUGAUCAUUAUACAACUACACAUGUGAUAAAUUCAUCUGAGUAAUAAAAAAAUGCAUGUUUAUUAUCCCCUUGACAUGUAUUGAAAGAGAUAUCAGAGUAAUUACCAGUCCUUACACGUAUCAUGGUCAUAAAAUGUUUCUAAGAUUGGGAAGUAUACAAAUGGCACAGUUCGUUCCUACCUAUUACCUGAAAACCUAGGUCUAAGAAAUCACUCAGGAUGGUUAUUAUCUGCUAGGAGGGUGAGCAAAAGUUGCGUAUGACAUUUUUAUUUCAAUUGGACGUAUCACAUCUCUGUGAGAUUUAAGUAUAUCCAUAGAUGUUUUCAAGCUAUAGGAACAAAAAGGAGAAAUUAAAAAGUUUCUGAUAGUUUUAAGUAAAUAUUUUAUAUUAUGACCUGUUGGUCCCAUGUAUAUAAUAUUGACCAUAUACAGGUGAAAUAUUCUACUUUUUCAGAAAGAAAUAUUUUCUCUAUUAUAAAAAUCAUAGCAUAUACUUUAGACUGUGUUUUUGAGAUUGAAUUUGGAAAUCUAUUAAUAUGUGAGAUUAGAAAUUAUAUUUUGAUAUUGUUUAAAAAUGUAAUAUUUACUGUAUUUCUACUUAAAUGUACAUUUUCAUGUAUUGAUCAAAAAGUAAAUUAUUUGUAAAGCUAUAAUAAUUUGAUUUUUCUGAUAUUUAAAAUGGAACUCAAAUAAAAACCUUUUCAUGAAAAAAGUGAUGAAUGUUUUUAUCAUGAAAACAAUAAAGAUUGGGAGUUUUAAA
This is a messenger RNA of Sus scrofa (pig), 6456 nucleotides long. NCBI's taxonomy places the organism in Eukaryota, Metazoa, Chordata, Mammalia, Artiodactyla, Suidae. The record is from RefSeq and is a predicted model, not a curated record.